This is a messenger RNA of Perkinsus marinus ATCC 50983, 222 nucleotides long. RefSeq lists its product as hypothetical. The transcript has 2 exons. The record is from RefSeq and is a predicted model, not a curated record. Bases 1 to 222 code for a protein of 73 amino acids. Lineage: Eukaryota; Perkinsozoa; Perkinsida; Perkinsidae.
AUGCAACGUAGUAGUAAUAGCAAUGAUGGUGGGGUUGCGACUCUCACCAUUACUGCUGUGAUGUACAAUCUGAUAUGCAAGCUAUGCACAAUGAUAGUCUUUAUUAAAGGCUCUGCUGCCUGCGACACCCUUGUGAGUGCUAUCAUCAUCCUUGCUAUCCUCGUUAUCACUACUAUUGCUACUACUACGUUGGUCGUCUUCUCCAAAGCUAUCUUGCAUUGA